Messenger RNA from Momordica charantia (bitter melon), 3870 nucleotides. Lineage: Eukaryota; Viridiplantae; Streptophyta; Magnoliopsida; Cucurbitales; Cucurbitaceae. The record is from RefSeq and is a predicted model, not a curated record.
UACACUUUGCUCGCCUCUGCGGUUCUAUUAUACAUUCUGCUCCUCUGUGCUCGACUCACUGGGGUUAAUGCAAUAACAGUUUAACGACUGCGACCAUUGCAGAACCAGCGACUCAUGGAGGUUGCUAAACUCGCUCAAAUUCUAUCCGAGACGCUUAGCCACGACGUGCAGGUUGUUCAUGGAGCCACCGAGUCUCUCGAUCGCCUCUCUUCUCAUCCCGAGUUUCCGAUCGCUCUACUCUACAAUACUACCGCUGUUCAUACCUUCCAUGUAGGAAAUCAAGAUCAAGGUCAAAAGAUAGCUGCUGCUGCUUACCUUAAAAAUUUGAGUAGGAGAAAUAUCGAGGGCAAACUUCCAUGUUCAAAAGUCAGCAAGGGGUUCAAGGAUGAACUGCUGAGAGCCUUGUUUCAAGUGGAACCGAAAGUUCUAAAAGUUUUGGUUGAAGUGUUUCAUAGCUUAGUGGUCAAUGAGUUUGUGAAGCAGAAUUCAUGGCCUGAACUUGUGUCUGAUCUUUGCUCUGCUAUUCAAAACAGCAAUCUUUUCAACGGUGGAGCAGAAUGUCAAUGGAAUGCUAUCAAUUCCCUUUCUGUUCUUUGUGCGACUUGCAGACCGUUCCAGUACUUUUUGAAUCCUAAAGAUUCUAAGGAGCCUGUACCACCACAGUUAGAGCUACUUGCACAGGCAAUUAUUGUUCCCCUGCUAGCUGUAUUCCAUCGUCUUCUUGAAAAGGUUCUUGCUAAUCAUGAUGGAAUGGAAGUUGAGGAAGAUAAGAUUCUUUUGAUAGUAUGCAAAUGUGUCUACUUUUCUGUGAGAUCACAUAUGCCUUCUGCUUUAGUGCCUCUACUUCCAUUAUUUUGCCAUGAUUUAAUUGGCAUUCUAGAUUCCGUAAAGUUUGAGGCUGCAGUUCCCACAGAGUAUGGCAAUGUGAGCAGGUUAAAAACUGCAAAGAGAAGCUUGCUUAUUUUCUGCAUUUUUGUUACCCGACACCGGAAGUAUACUGAUAAGUUGAUGCCACACAUCAUAAAAUGUGUCUUGAACAUAGUGAAAUAUAGCAAAAAUGUCCAUAAGCUCGGCUUUUUAUCAGAGAGGAUUAUUUCGCUAGCGUUUGAUGUGAUUUCACAUGUUCUAGAGACGGGCCGAGGAUGGAGACUGGUUUCUCCACAUUUUUCAACAUUGAUACACUCUGGAAUAUUUCCACCACUUAUAAUGAAUGAGAAGGACCUGUUUGAGUGGGAAGAUGAUCCAGAUGAGUACUUAAGGAGGAAUCUUCCAUCUGACCUAGAAGAAGUUUCUGGUUGGAGGGAGGAUUUGUACACAGCCAGGAAAAGUGCAAUAAACUUGCUUGGUGUGAUUGCAAUGUCAAAGGGGCCUCCUACAGUGACCCAUACAAAUGGUUCUUCAGCUUCAUCAAAGCGUAAAAAAGGCAACAGGAGAACAAAUAAUCAACGCCCUUCUAUUGGGGAGUUGGUUGUACUUCCAUUUCUUUUGAAGUAUCCCAUUCCCUCUGAUGCAAAUGCUUCCCAAACUAGUAUUGUAAAUGAUUACUAUGGUGUUCUAAUUGCCUAUGGUGGCUUGCUUGAUUUUCUAAGGGAGCAACAACCUGGAUAUGUGACGUUUCUAAUCCGCACAAGAGUGUUGCCACUAUAUGCUGUAUCAAUGUUCCUGCCAUACCUAGUUGCCUCUGCAAAUUGGGUACUUGGAGAGCUUGCAUCCUGUCUGCCUGAAGAGCUCUGUGCAGAUAUAUAUUCUUCAUUGGUCAAGGCAUUAUCCAUGUCUGAUAAAGAGGAAAUAUCAUUUUACCCUGUGCGAGUUUCUGCUGCCGGAGCAAUACCCAAGCUUCUUGAAAAUGACUACUUUCCACCUGAGUGGUUACCUCUUCUUCAAGUCGUAAUAGGUGGGAUUGGCCAAGAUGAUGGAGAGAACUCUAUUUUAUUUCAGCUUCUCAGUUCUAUGGUGGAAGCUGGAAAUGAAAACGUUGCCGUCCAUAUUCCUCAUAUCAUUUUGCCUCUGGUUGGUCCAAUCUCAAAAAGCAUACCUCCUAAUUUGGAGCCAUGGCCUCAAGUUGUCGAACAUGGUUUUGCAGCUUUAUCAGUGAUGGCCCAGGCUUGGGAAAACUUCAUACGUGAGAAAAUGGAGCUAGAUGAAUCAUGUGAACUGUCAACAUCUGAUCAAGCCACAAUCAGUAGGUCAUUCUCGUCUCUCUUGCAGCAGGCGUGGCUUGCACCCAUGUACUCAUUGAUGUCCCAGGAAAUGGACGAGGACCGGGAGUUCUUGCCCCCUCCAUCAUGCAUAGAUCAUUCAUCAAGGUUGCUUCAGUUCAUCAUGCUUUCUGUUGCAGGGAGCAAUAAUAUUUUAGAACUUAAAAUAUCUGAAUUAGUAUCAGUCUGGGCCGAUCUAAUUGCUGACUGGAAUUCUUGGGAAGAAUCAGAGGAUUUCUCAGUCUUUAAUUGCAUUAAGGAAGUUGUAAAUUUAAAUAAUAAAUAUGCACUGAAGAACUUUUUUGUGGGGCCAGCACCAUCUCCUCCAGCUCCACCAGUGCCUCGAAGGUCUAUUGUAGAAAACAUUGGAGCUUUUAUCAAUCAGUCAAUCUCGCAAUAUCCAUCUGCUACGUGGAAAGCUUGUUCUUGCAUUCACAUGUUAUUAAAUGUUCCUAGUUACUCUUUUGAAGCAGAAGGUGUUAGGCAGUCACUGGUAGUCACUUUUACUCGGACAUCAUUUUGCCGUUUUAUGGAAAUCCAAGGGAAACCCAGUGCAUUGUGGAAGCCUUUACUGCUUUCCAUAUCAACAUGCUACAUCUGUCAUCCUGAUACUGUAGAAAGACUUCUGGAGAAGUAUGAUGGAGGAGGCUUUACAGUCUGGGUCUCAGCCCUAUGUUAUAUCUGUAGCAGCUAUUUUGUGCCCGGUCUGUCUGCAGAAUCAGAAAUAAAGUUGAUUGUGAUGACAUUGGUCAAGGUGGUGGAACGAAUUAUGGAGUUAGGAAAGCCAAAAGAUGAUUUUCUAUGGAAGUGCUUUGGUUCAUUAAUGGAGGCAUCCAUCCGGCUAAAGGAAGUGCGAGGAAAGGAAGAAGAAUCUGAUGAUAAUGAAGAGGAGGACGAUGACAGUGAUGAAUUAGAAGAUGAUGAGGAUUCUGAUGCUGCUGAGCUUGAAGAAACUGAAGAAGAAUUUCUGAAUAGGUAUGCUAAAGCGGCCAUUGAUUUGGAAAACUCUACUCUUAUCGAGGAGGCAGAUGUGGAUGAUCAAGACCAGGAUAUUGAAUUGGGUCGUUAUGAAGACGUUGAUGAAGAACAGAUCCUGCACUCACUAGUGGAGAAAUAUCGCCACAUCUUCCUUAGUCAAGGACAGGGGUGGCCAUCAGAGCUCCUAAUGAGAUUUUCCAAUGCGUACCCAGAAUAUGCUACGUUUUUCCAACGGUCUGGGUAAAGAGGAAGCAACGGCGAUUAUUAUUUGCUGCAGUUGUGGAAGUGUUCUUCACCUUGCUGUGCGUUAAAAUUAAAUUAUUUAUAUAUGAUGUGUAUAUGAUUAAUCUGUGGUUGAAUUCCUAAAAAUGUAAGAGAAGAGGGGUAGGUCAAAGUUGGUGUUCGUUUGCAUCUCGACAUCCUGGUGUGUGCGUGGAAUCUGUGCCUUUGCUACCUGAAAUGAUGAUAGGAUUUUUCUUUAUAGAAAAUAGGAUAAGAGCUCUUGUGUGUACAAAUUUAUUUAAUUGGUCGUAGUUUGGGUGGGAAGUUGCGUAAAGGAACACCAAGCAGUUUGAUUUUUGAAGUAGGAAGUGGAAACAAGCAUGGAGGUGGAGUCACGAUCGGCUGUAUUCAUGUAUUAUUAUAUUCCCAGACCGAUUCAGUAUCAAUAAAACUUGGGAAUUACAUGGCUCCA